CACUGGAUGAUUAAUGUGGCAAUUGAAAAAUUGUUUGUAAGUAGAUGUAAUUUAUUAUCUUUUAAUUUAUGCUUGAGAGGAUUGGAAGCGACAAGUUUCUGUCUUUGUCUUAAAUACGUGAGAUAUAGUGAUUUAGACGUGUUUUAUUUCCAACGUACCGAUUGAUUUAAUAAAGUGAUAAAAAUUCUGAAAGCAGAUUUGAAUUUGUCGUGAAGUCUACUUUAGAUUGACUUUUAUACUUUUUAAAUUUAUCUCUUUAAAUUCUAAACAGAGUUAUACUAAUAAAAGAAAAAUUGAAAAAAUGGAAUAUUUUCAUUUUUUGAGAAAUUAAAAUCAAUAAAAUGGGAUAGGCGAUCUCACGUAGACUUCAAGAAAAAUUCAAAUCUGCUUUCAGAAUUCUUAUCGCUUUUUACUAGAUCAAUCGGUACGAUGGAAAUAAAACACGUCUAAAUUCCUAUACCUCACGUGUGUAGGACAAAGACAGAAACUCGUCGCUUCCAAUCUCCUUAAUUAAGUAAUUACUUAAUUUAUUAUGUAGGUGUUACAAAUCAUACUAAUAGUAAGUUAAGUAAUACUGUUUACCUAGUACUUGUUAUAAAAUCGGUCUAGAUGAAGAAUAUGCGAUAAACUAUUGACACAUUUAUAAUAUUAUAAACAAUAUAAUAUGACAAACGAUAAACGUAGUUUAUCUGUAGAUAACUAUGAUUACUAUGCUACACAAUUACAGUAGUUAUACAAGUCAUAGUCAAGGUUUAUAGACUAUGGUUUGUGGCACAGAGUAUAUUAUGUUUGUAGUCUGUAAUUUAUAUACUAACAAAUAGUUAAAUAAAUAUUAUGUGUUCAAAUAUAAUAAAACUAAUAAAAUAAAGACACUAUAUAACAUCCGAUAUAAAAAUAAAUAAACCUAGAAAAUAAUGACGUUUUAUACUAGACAGUAUUACAGUAUACAUAUAUGAUUUAACUAUAAACGGUUUGUCAAAAUAUUGAAUAUUCGAAUCACAACCAGUUCGUCAUCAUGAUAAUAUACGAGCAUCCUAUUUAUUACCGUACACUCAUAUUUUGUUAUUGGAAAUUCCUGACCUACUACACAAGCAAUAAUCUAUAUUACUUAUCUAUAUACUUAUUAGUUGGUUCAAUUAAUAUUAAUUAGUAUUUUGAUUUUAAGUAUCAUUAAUUUAAUUACAUAGGAAUCUAAUAUAACAAUAGUAAUUGGAUUGUCACAGUUUUUGGAAGAAAAAUUUAAUCCGCAGUAGGGGGAGUCCCCUCGGCCCAGUGCGCACGACUAUGGUUAGGUUAUGGUUAAGGGUAAAUAGGGUAAAUAGGGAUACAAAACGAAAGGGCGAUAAAUUUGAAUUUUGCCUGCCUAUCACAUUUUGUCUAGAUUUUCAAAUAAAAUUGUGUUUAUGUCAAAAAAGGGCCACAUAAUAAUGAGGAAAAAACUGUGGGUCAGCUACAUAGACCUUAUAUUAGUAUAGUAGUAUACUUAGUAUAAGGUUCAUGGUCAGUUGACCUCUCCAACCCUCUUUGGACUCACCUCUGCUGAAACCCAUUAUUGAAUAUAUACCUACUUAAUAUUGUACCUAAUAAUAAUAUAUAAUUUUAAUAGGUAUAUAUUAUUAUUUAUUGUUUUUUUAUUGUAUUUAUUAGGUAAUUUUGGUUAGGAUUUGAUGAUUGGUGAAUUGAUCAAAUGAUUGAUUGGUCAAAUUGUUUGGGACACGUAUGCGUAAAUCCGCUGGCUAGAGAAACGGUUUCCGGCGGAUGGUGCACACUGUUGGUGAACAAAAUCAAAACAGAGACUCGAUCGUUAUCACAAAAAACGUCUCUUGUUAUCAACUACCGAGUUCAAGUGACUGAAACUAGUAAAACUAUUCGUAGUAAAGUUGUUCGUCUAGUACUCUAGUGUAGUUAUCUAUUGUUUGUCGACCGUUUUCAUCGCUGUGUUUGCCGUUUUGCGUAGGUACCUACCUAAAUCGCUAAGACCUGCUCGUUUUUUUGUCAUUGCUCGUCGCCCUGUAGCCAGUUAUUACGUCCUUCGGACUACUAUUGGUGCGCAUUCCUUGAACUCGAUAAACGAUUUCACUUCGGUCAUGCUGUGAAGACAACGUUUUUCCAUAACGGACAAAAGCUUAGCGUUGCCCCGAAAGUUUCUUCGGUAUUGCCGUGUACGUUAUAGUCGAAUAUGACGUGUUACAACAACCGCUGCCGUCAUAGAUGCGGUACGCUGUUGUUUUUCAUUCUUGCGGCUGUAUUGUUUGUCGUUCAAGUGACCGCCAGGAUACACACGCUGCACAUAGACGUAAGCCGAUUCGAUCGUUUGAAAAUGUCGUAUUGUCGUCGACUCGAUAAUGUACAAAUGGACCAUUGAUUCAUAUUAUUUUUGUUUUUUUUUUUUUUUUGCCCACAGAACGACGAUCGACGUUAUAUAGCUUUGACCAGGUUCGGAUUUUUUCAAGGAGGUAUGCUGGAAGUCGAAAUUAAAGAUUUUCAUCUUCCACUUGCCAAUAUAAAUGAGACGGUAAGCCGAUAUUUACUGUCAAGUCCACAUUAAUUUCAUAUUAUUAUGUUAAAAACUUUUAUCUAUAGGUGGCAUUUUUGUAUUUUUGCUUUAUUAUUUGCUUUAGCACGGUUUGCUGCUCGAAAAGUCCAUUUUUGAAGAAGGAAAUCCUUACAUUGAUUCUCAACAAGAGAUUUGCCCAAUUGAACAAAUCAAUUUGUUCGACACUCGACCAAGUGCAUCACUGGCUGUUUUCAAGUUUAAUUUUCCGAAGAUGAUGUAAGUGGUGUUUUUUGGUGUUACUUUUCUUUCUUAUUUGGUACAUUUACUGUAAACUUUAUAGCAAUUAGUAAAAAAUACCAAUAAUAAAAUAUAUGCAUUUCUUUGGGAAAUAUUUGGUACAUAAAUUGCAUCAAAGUUACUAUUGCUUAAUAACAUCAUACCUACACAUUAUACUUAGCAAAUAUGCAUACUUGUUUUGAUGUCAGUAAUAGGUAAAAAAAAAUUGAAUUAGUUUAACUUUACAAUAAUCACUAAGUUUUGUUUUUACUAUUUCAAUUUUUUAAAUCUGACUUGAAGUUUUGAAUGUAUAUACCGAGUUAGAGUAUGAAAAUAACUUUUGUAGUAAACCCAUGUAGGUUUGUCUACAAAUAAUUUAUUUUGUUGUGUUGUUAUAAACACUUUACACUUGGAACCUAUGUGAGCUUUAUAUUGUAUGUGUCACGUAGGUCCUAACACCUGUAAUACAAUUUUUUCCUCUUUCCUUCUUUUCAACUGUCUGGAAGCAUGCCGUGUCAGUACAGAAUCUGUGUUCAGCUGUAUACUAAUAUUAGAUCUAAUUUAACUCGGACCUCACAAUAAGUUGUUUUAGGUUCAGUUCUUGCAGUUAUACCUCCAGACUAUUUAAUCUGUCCUAAGUCAUAAGUAUAUGUGUAAUUAAUCUUUUUUUUAAGCCACUAACCUCGUUAAACUACUGUCUACAAUUAUUUGUUUAUGAUCUUUUUGACCGGCAGAUGUCAGUAAAGUCUGUCAUCAAAUUAAUUUUACUUGAUACUCCUUUAGUUUUUGUUUUUAAGUACAACCUAAAGAUAUAAAUUAAAUAACUAUAUAGGUAUCUUGCAUUCCAACUUCCUAUCUAUAAUAAUGUCACAUCUGUCAGUCAAAUCAACUUUUUUUUUUUCUUGGUUUUUAGUUUUUUCUUAACUUCCUAAAAUGGGAUUUAAACUAUACUUGUGCCAUAACAAAUUACUUAAAUUUUUUUUUUCAUAAUUAGUAAAGACUAGAUAUUCAAGUUGAAAACUUCUUAGGAACUCAACUCUUUUACCUACUUAUUCUUUCGGUAUUAAUUAUAAACAAAUAAAUAUAAGGUUUACAUUUGUGUUAUUAUUGUUCAUUUAUAUCUUUGAAACAUCUUUCUGUUGAAACAAUUAAAUUUGAGAGAGAAUUUUAAUGUAAAUGAUAAAAUAUUUAUAUUUAUAGUCUUUAUUUAUUGUUUUUCUAAAGAUAAGAAAAAAAAAAAAUAGUGACAAUUUAGGUGUUUCUUCUUUUGUAUUUAUUUACUAAUCAUGAUGCAAUAUUUUUGUUUAGUGUUACAAUUAGUUGUUCAUCUACAAUGGAGCCAUUUUAUUUAUUAAGUGACAUGACAGAUUUUACUAAUCAAUUGUCAAGCAAUUUUGAAAGUAAUAUGCAGAUAAAAAAAAAAUUAUUUUUAAUGCUAUAGUGUAAUAAAAUUCUUUGACAUUUUCAGGCACUCAAGUGACUUGUGUUGAUAAGACUAUUCCGAUUUCGAAGGGGUCUCAAUCAGAUUAUUUUAAUAUUAAUGUAAGCCAUUUUAUAUUAUACUAUGGAAAGUUGUAGAAUGUAACAUUUAAUUUUAAAUUUUUCCUUAAGUUUGUUGUUUAUGUGAACACAAAAUCCAAUGAGGGAUUGUAUAAUUUAUAUUAUCAUAAUUGCCCGAAUUAUGCCACUAUACCAAAGUCCAGGCGAAGUUUUAAAGUAAUAUUAUAAUUAUUUAUUUAUUACAUUAGAAAAAAAAUCUGUUCUAAUUACACUUUAUAUUUGUGAUUUUUCCAGGUUGAUAUUAGCGAGUAUAAUGAUAAUGAAAAUUACUUAUCAGCUGGUGAUAUGCCAUUGCCCUCACUAUAUUUUUCAAUGUCCAUUAUUUAUUUUUUUACUUGUGUUUUAUGGAUUUAUUUUCUAUGUAGAAGCACGUAAGUUAAAUAAAUUAUUAAUUUUAUGCUAACAAAAGCUGUCAUUGAAAUAUAGAAAAAAAUAUUACUUUCUUAAAGUCACAGAAAAAGUAAAAUAUCACUAAAAAUUUAAUUUAAAAUGCUAAUAGUAUUUAUUUAAAUUACAGUGUAUAAAAUAUACAUAUUUUUACAAUUUUUUUUAAAUAUAUAUUGUAACCUAUUUCAAUGGCACUCAAUAUUUGAGUGUUGGUGUCUACAUUUUAUUUCCAACGAUGGAAUGAUCUCUCAGUAACCAAAAAUAAAAUAAAAAAAUAAUUGGGUAGUAGAGUUUUUAAUUUAUUAAACUGUAAAAAUUAAUAUUUUAUUUCUCAUCAAAUAAAAUUUGAAGUUGCAACAAACAGUUUACAAAUCAUAUAGCUUUUUGAUAAAUAUAAAAAAAAUACAAAACUUUGAGUAUCAUUAAAAUUUAAACUGAUUCUUAGUUUUCGUGUUAAGACGUGAAGUUGCAUUAAGAUGUUGGUGCUAUUUAUUGAUAGUUCACUUGAAUUUAACAUUUAAGUUCACAAAAAAUACAAUUUAUUUUAACUAUAUUUUAUAUUUUGUCUAAAAACAACAAUUAUUAUGUGAUUAUACUUGUAUUUUUUUGUCAUAUUAGUUCACUACAAGUCUACAACUACUGCCCAUAUUUUAACUGAAGCAACUACUUCACUUAAUAUUUUGAUUUGAUAACUGCAUUAAUGUGCAUAUUAAUAUCAUAUUAUCAUAUUAUUAAGUAUUUUAGUAGUAUAACAGUAUUUUAAUUUUGUCUAAUACUAUUUUAGAUUUUAAUAUUUUUUGAAUUGUUUAUUUUCACAUUGAAUAUUUAUUAUUACCUAUAUGGGAUGAUUCAUAAGCGUGCUCUUUCUAUUUUUUUGGUUAAAUUUUGCUUAUUAUUUAGUUUUUCAAAUGAGAACUUUUAUUAAAAAUUUGUUAAAUAGUUGGAGUAUUAGUUUAAAUAAAUUUUGUUGUUAACAUUUUUUAUUUUCGUCAACCCGUUGCCGAAAUAUUCCACCUUUAAGUUAAGGUAGGAGGAGGUAUGGAGCACUAAUAAAAUGCUGCAUUCCAUGCAGCAACACGAAUGAUAAUCUACUUACAUUUAAAAAUUCCAAAAAUCAGAAUUAGAUUAUUAAAUACACAAUUUAACUAGAAAAAUGGAGUGAGUACGCUAAAUGAAUCAUUCUAAAUAUAUACAUAUAAGUUAUAAAUAUAUUUUAUUAAAUAUUCUUUUUCUUGUUCUGUCUUAUUUUUGUAUAAUGGUUUUAUAUUUCAUAGUAUUAAAAAAAUAUGUUUGAUUUCAGUUAUCCUGUAUAUAAAAUACACUUUUUAAUGGCCUUGUUGGUGUUUUUAAAAGCAGCUACCUUAUUUUUCCAUGGUUUGAAUUUCCAUUUUAUUGAAGUCCAAGGACAGGAGAUUAUCACGUGGGCUUUUGUUUACUACACAUUUCAUUUGUACGUAAUAGGCACAAUACAGUGUAGACCAGUUGUACUUAUUUAAUUGUAUAAAUUUGUUUUCUAGACUCAAAGGAUCGGUUUUGUUCAUUACAAUCGUUCUUAUUGGUACUGGUAUGACUUUUGUCAAGCAUGUAUUAUCUGAUAAAGACAAGAACAUUUUUAUGAUUGUAAUACCAUUACAGGUACGGGUUGAUUUUAUGAAAAAAUGUAUUUCUAAAGUUUUUUUAAAAAAAAACCCAUUAACGUCUAUUUUAUAUCCAUAAUAUUAGGUAUUGGCUAAUGUAGCCUAUGCUAUUAUUCAAGAAUCUGAAGAAGGUGACUUACAGCACAACGCUUGGUUGGAUUUGUUUUUACUUGUUGAUUUCAUGUGUUGUGCUGCUAUACUGUUUCCUAUUCUUUGGUAAUGUAGCUAUUAUUAUCUGGAUAUCAAUGCCAAUCUAUUAUGAUUGUUUAUAUUUACAGGUCUAUUCGUCACCUACAAGAAGCAUCACAGACAGAUGGUAAAGCGGCUAUGAAUUUACGUAAACUCAAAUUGUUUCAACAGUUUUACGUUAUGCUUGUUUCUUAUAUAUAUUUCACACGUAUAUUAAUAUAUAUGCUUAGAGUGAGUAAAAACUUUCUUUUGAUAAAUACAACUUGAAAAUUGAAUGUAAUAAUUAUAAUAAAAAAAAAAUACAAUUUUUUGAAAUUGUUUACAGAUGACAGUUCCAUUUAAUUUCCUAUGGUUAAAUGAAUUCUCCAAAGAACUUGCAACAUUUGUGUUUUUUAUGAUGACUGGAUAUAAAUUUCGACCGACAAUUGCUAAUCCUUACUUCCAAGUGGCAUCAGAUGUCGAUGAUGAUGACACAGAUAUUGUGUAAGAACCAAUAUUGUGUAUUAUAUUAUCUGGUUAUCACUUGAAUAUUAUUGUUAAAUGGUGGUUGUUUUGUUGUUACAGUAUAAGUCAUUUUGGUUCGAGUGUAAAUAAUCGUGCCAGAAAGAAACCAGGCGGUAAUGAAACAGCGGAAGAUGAAAUCUUACUCGUGGAAACGUCUUCGUGAUAUAGUAUAUAUAUUUCUGUGAUACCAAGACUGAUCCAAUAAUUGAUCCAUGAACCUUUGCCGUGCGUUCUAGUCUUCUAAAAGUAGACAUUUCCUUUCUGUUGUACAAAUUUGUUCUCAAUUGCGCACAAAGUUUUGUUUGUUUGUUUAUUUAUUUAUUUAUUUAUGAACUUUCUGAAUUAAAUGUAAGAAGAUUACUGAUAUGUUACAUCAUUAUCUGUAAAAAGUAUAAUGUGUUAUUGACGUUUUGUUUUUUUAAUUAAAUUUAAAAGCUUUAUGUAUACGUUAAGUCUAAAAAUUUGUUCCUUAGGUGUGUUUACUCUGUAUUAUAAAUUAAUUUAUGAAUUAUUACCAUUGUUAAAUAAUCAAUAAUUACUGCAAUACUAAAAAAAAAUAUCAAUAACAUUAGAAUAUUAUUUGAUUAUAUAAAUUAAAAUUCAAUGUUAUAAUAUUUUUAAUGGUGCUUAAUCGAAUUUAACCAAAAAUAAUAAAUCUUUUGGUUGUUA
Molecule: messenger RNA, 7719 nt
Organism: Cinara cedri
Lineage: Eukaryota; Metazoa; Arthropoda; Insecta; Hemiptera; Aphididae
Source: the annotation of a GenBank genome assembly